This is a messenger RNA of Daphnia magna, 5134 nucleotides long. RefSeq names its product ras GTPase-activating-like protein IQGAP1. Gene Ontology annotation, molecular function: GTPase activator activity; actin filament binding; calmodulin binding. Gene Ontology annotation, biological process: regulation of GTPase activity; regulation of actin cytoskeleton organization. NCBI's taxonomy places the organism in Eukaryota, Metazoa, Arthropoda, Branchiopoda, Diplostraca, Daphniidae. The transcript is spliced from 8 exons. The coding region runs from base 53 to 4903 and encodes 1616 amino acids. The record is from RefSeq and is a predicted model, not a curated record. Gene Ontology annotation, cellular component: cytoplasm.
UUAUUUUUUUCAACUUUCAACUUUAGAUGGAAUUCGCGUUUCUGCCGACCAGAUGGAUGAGAAGCGACAGGAGAAGAUCGCUUACGAAUACCUUUGCCAUUUGGAAGAAACGAAGACGUGGAUUGAGAUGUGCAUUCGAGAACCAUUGCCGCAGUCCAUUGAUCUGGAAGAGGCCUUGCGCAACGGCGUUUUUUUAGCCAAACUGGCCCAUCGCUUUCAGCCGCAGUCGGUACCACUGAAAAAAAUCUAUGACAUAGACCAAAUCCGCUACAGAGAGGCUGGUCUGACCUUCCGCCACACUGAUAAUAUCAAUCACUGGUUGAGUGCGAUGUCCAGUUUGGGAUUACCAGCUAUAUUUCUGCCCGAGACAACGGAUCUCUAUGACCGCAAAAAUAUGCCACGCGUCAUUUACAGUAUACACGCUCUCAGUCUUUACCUCUACCGACUGGGCAAAGCGCCACCAAUGCCCAGCUUGUACGGAAAAGCCCAGUUCUCGGAUGAAGCCGUCAAGUUGAUGAGCCUGGAGUUGAAACGCUACGGUUUCCCUUUGCCUCAGUUUGGCAAAAUUGGAGGUAUUUUAGCUGGUGAGUUACCCAUCGACGCUGCGGAACACCACGCUGCCAUCAUUGCCAUUAACAAAGCGACAGAAGAGGGUCAUUGCGAUCUGAUGAUUCAAGCCAUGGGACAUCCUGCUGCCCAACUGCGUGACAUAGACCCCAGUUUGGCUGAUCUGUACUUGCAGUCGCUCAUUGACGCGCUUGAUGAGAAAAAGCAAUCGUCUCGCGAGCAAAGCCUCAACAGUGAUUUCACGGCCGACGUCUAUGACGAAUUGCUGACUGGAUCGGAAAUCCAAUAUCAAAUGGAUUCCGUCAACGAGUUUUCCGCGUUGGAAAAAAUCGCAAUGUCGGUCGAGAGCCGAGACGUGGUUCGCAUGAUGACCGCUUUAGCCCACCCGAACCUCGGUAUUAAGCGACUCAACCCAGAUUAUUGUUCCGCAUACUUGGAAGCCUUGCACUCCGCCAUCUGUGGUGACAAGGGCGUUGAGCUUUGUGACGUGCAAGCCUUGAUCAAUCAGGUCAACCACGAAAAAGAAUCUUUAAUGGAACGUCAGCGCUACGUCAAUGCCAUUAAUAUCUCACUUGAAGGUUCUGACCCGAAUCGCACUCUUCAAAUUUUACGUCAGCUGCUUGACACUGAACCUAUGUCUGAGCUGGUGGUGCUCGAGUUCGCCGCCGCGCUCUAUCACGAGGAAAUGAACAACUUCCGCUCUAUCACAGAAGAGGAUCUCAGCUUCGAAAUGAUUUGUGGCGCCAUCCGCACAUUAACGCAAGUCGCCCAGGUUACGCAAGCUGUGGAUGGCCGAAAUGUGACGGAACUACUCUUCGUUUUAGAGGAACCGAUGCUCAGCUUUGACUGUAUCAAUACCAGCUUGACCGAAUCCUACAUGGCGGCCCUGACGGAAAUACGCCGAGAUAAGAUCCGCCGAGGAGAAUUUUGCACUGUGCUAACCCACAAUGAGAUUCAGUGCUGCAUUAUUCGAGUGAACGAAGAUGUAGAUCGCAAAGACAUCGUCCAGGUGAUUCAGCGCGCUGUUGACAAGGGAGACGCAAUUCAGCUUGCCGUUCUUUUGGGUUCCACUGGUCUAGUGGACCAAGAUCCCGUAGAGGAGCAAGCUCCUCUCUACUUGCGGCUUUUAAAAACACUCGUUGAAGCCAAAAGACGAAGUCAUAACUCUGAUGCUUCAUUAUCGAUGGGGGAUAUCGAAGAAAUGUUGCGCAGGUCCCGCGAAUUAGCUACUGAGGCCGAAGAAGUCUGCUUGGUCGUGACUGGCCUCAAUAACUUGAGAGAUCCAGCCGGAUUCGUCGAGACGUUCAGCUCUCCCUACAUCAAUCUUCCAAAUUUGAGUCGGUCUCAAUUCCAGGCUUGUACGAAACAACUAGGUUCACGAAUUCGGGGCAUCCGUAUGGAACAGUUACCUCAAACGAAAGCCUGGGUGAUGCAUCGAUUGGAACAGGGGAUUCCCGUUUACCUCAACGUCAAAACACAACAGAUUAGUUGGGAAAAGCCUCGGGACUACACGGAAUCUGGUUUAAUUGGGCUUCGUGAAUUUGAGGAUCUGGUCGUGUCGGUGGUCCAAGACGAUGACAUUGAAGCGCUAAUCAUCAGACUACAAGCUUGUGCUAGAGGAUAUCUUGUAAGGGAAAGAAUUGCUUUCCGUCUACAUCACUUCCAUAACAACGUCAGCGCGGUUAUCAAAAUCCAGACUUGGUGGCGCACUGUGGUUCAGCGACAACGGUAUCUACAGUGGCAACAACGUCAACGAGAAGAGAGACAACGACAACCACAACGACGAGAUCUGAAAUUCUUUGCCCAGUUUUUAGAUGACAUUGUGUUGAUUCAAGCGUGUUGGAGACGUUGGUUGGCCCUACGGGCAUACCGAGCCAUCAAGCGGGGGGACAUGCCUCUUUGUACGCUACGUCGUUUCCUCCAUUUGCUCGACAUUGGACAGCGCGAUUAUGAUGAAGAGAUGCAAGUUCAACUGCUCAAGAGUGAUGUCGUACAAACCAUUCGUCGUAAUAAACAGCUUGAAAAAGAUCUGAACACCAUGGAUAUUAAAAUCGGUUUACUGGUUAAGAAUCAAAUUGCCCUCCAAGAGGUGGUAGCACAUGGCCACAAGCUCCGCAAACAUGUGAAUAAGGCAGCUGAACAACAGGAACGCAACUUAGAUAGCCAUCAUUUUACGCGACCAGGCAUCGAAUUACUUUCUUUGACUAAGACAGGACGACAUAAGUUAGAGGCCUACCAGCAUUUGUUUUACCUUUUGCAAACGGAGCCACGUUAUUUGUCGAAACUACUCUUCCUGCAGCCACAGAAGAUGCCUGAAACCAUGAUCUUGUCACUCUACAACUAUGGAUCAAACUUGCGCGAAGAGUAUCUGCUCUUAAAGUUAUUCAGAUGCGCAUUAGAGGAAGAAGUCCGACACAAGGUGGACAACCUUAGCGACAUCUCUACCGGUAAUCCUCUCGUCAUCAAGCUGAUUCUGCAGCUCAGUCGACAGGGUCACCGCGUCGGACAACUUCGAGAAUUGCUCGGACCUAUUGUUGAAAGGAUUCUGAAAGAGAACAUUUUCAUUAACCUCAGUCCGGUGGAAAUCUACAAGUUGUGGAUUAACCAACUUGAAAGCGCGUCCGGAGAGCCUUGUGGCAUGCCUUACGAAAUUGGCGCCGAAGAUGCCCUGAAACAACCUGAAGUUCAACGCCGUCUGAAAACAAAUAUCGAAUUUCUCAAGGCUGCUACGUCACUUUUUCUCGAACAGAUUACCUACUCUAUUCGCAACAUUCCAUAUGGCAUGCUUUACGUAGCUAAAGUUCUGGCCAGAGCAUUACGCAACAAGUUUCCUUUAGUUCCUGAAAAGGAUGUUUUAAAAGUUAUCGGCAAUCUGGUGUAUUAUCGGUACAUUAAUCCCACCAUCGUUUCACCGGAUGCUUUUGACAUAAUUUCCGUAUCACCCACGCAAGUUUUGACUACUGAUCAACGACGCAAUUUGGGAAAUAUUGCAAAAAUGUUGCAAUUUGCUGCCUCAAAGAAAGGUUUCGCCGAAGAGUCGCCUCAUUUGAUGUGCCUCAACCCGUUCAUAAUCGAGUGCCACGAGAAAUUCAAAGCAUUUUUUAAGGGCUGCAUUCAAGUGGAAGAGCCUGAGGUAGAAUUUGGCAUGGAUCAGUAUAGCGAGGCCACGUUGAUCACCAAACCAACUGUCUGCAUGUCACUUCAAGAAGUGGCAAACAUUCACCAGUGCUUGGUAGAGUAUGAAGAUGUUUUGGCUCCACAACCCGAAGAUCCUCUUCAUCAGAUUCUGGACGAUUUCGGAAGCGGGGACCAACGCAACCAUCCUUCCAUUCAGUAUCUCUUGGCUGGCGAAAGCAAAGAAAACGUUGGGACUUUCCAGGAUUUGAAUGAAGUAGCCAAGACGGAGAUCUUCCUGACGCUCACCAACAAGUUUGAAAUGUCCAUUUCGCCACAAGAAGAGAAAAAUCAAAAGCUCUUUGUGGCCACGAAGCAAAUGCUCGUCUCCAUUUUGCGUUGCUGCCAUGGCGACAGCCUUAAAGAGAUUAUCAUCCGACCAGCAUCUAUAGAGGAACAAGCCGUUUACACGCAGUUCUGCCGUCAACAAAUGCAAUCUGAACAAAACAGUUCGCGCUUUGUUUCUCGAGUUGUUUCCAAUACAGACACAACCGAAACGGUGCUGAAUUCGCUCAAGAUGAGGGUUUCGAGAAAUUUACGAAAACUGGAACAAGUCGGGCUGGUCGCCAGUUCCGAUAAUUAUGCUGUGCUGGUAGCUGCGUUAGCGCGUGAUGUUGUGACAUUGCGAACGCAUCGUCGCGCCCGCUCUCAGGAACUUGAUCGUCUCUUGUCCACCAAGAGUUUACUGGACGAGAAAACCAAAUUCCACGAAGAGCAAGUAAACUCAUAUCAAGAGUAUCUGGAAACAUGUCUGAAAAACUUGACGUUGGGCAAAAAUCAGAAGCGUAUCCUUCAGCACCGAGCAGAGGGCAAUCAUCUUCAGCUGGCCAAUGCCCUCAAGUCUCGAACAAUGUUGCACUAUUCCGCAACCAAACUUCACCAGAAAGGCAUCUUAAUCGAUAUUGAAGGUCUGCCUCACGCCCAUUUCAAGUCGACCUUUUUCGAUAUUAGCCCAGCCAUCGAAUCGGGUGUCUUUGACGUCACAGCCAAAUUUAUGGGCGUCAGUGUCGAGAAAGUUCAACUAAACAUUCAGGAUUUGCUUCAAAUGCAGUUCGAGGGUGUCACCGUCCUAAACAUUUUUAAAAAGGCAAAAAUUAAUGUUAACCUCUUAAUUUUCUUAUUAAAUUCGAAAUUUUACGGCAAGACGUUGAAGAAGAAGUGAAUUUGCGCAACUAAAACUGUAUAUUCUUAUAUUGUAACACCCUUCCAAUUGAUUUUUCUAUUUUCCUGGCGAGGAGCAGUUAUAUAUCCACCCUGUUGUUACUUAGGCUUAGUUUCUCGAACAUUUGCCGGUAUGGAUUAUCUAAUAGUCCGGUGAUUGUAUUUUUGCUUCGUCAUGCCCCAUCCUCCGCCGCCAGUCUUCUAUUAUAUACACUACAGAUGCCAUCAUGGA